Molecule: messenger RNA, 1063 nt
Organism: Biomphalaria glabrata
Lineage: Eukaryota; Metazoa; Mollusca; Gastropoda; Planorbidae
Product: ficolin-1-like
Exons: 4
Coding region: 70-927 (285 amino acids)
Biological process (GO): neuron projection extension; cell-matrix adhesion
Molecular function (GO): integrin binding
Source: RefSeq, a predicted model, not a curated record
UUUUCUUGACUAUAUAAACCUGUUAGUUCUCUCCCUUGUCGAGCUCUGCCUAAAACUAAAUGUCUAAAAAUGAGGACUUUGAAUCUGUGUUUAAAUUAUUUUCUUGUGUUUCUACUGACAUGCGUCUCAGGAUCAAGCCUACCUCUUGCUGAGAGUGCGGAGCCAAAAAAUGAAUUAGUGUCUCCAAUGAUGUUGGUGUGUUCUUUUCAUAUUACAGACGUCAUGGAUUCAAAGCAAGAGCGUGAAGUUGAAAUAAUGCACACAACACAUGUUCAUAAUAGGUUGCUUCUUUCUUGCAAGUGUCUACCAAAACCGACGUCCUGUCGCGAUGUCGUCAGUUCAGAAGACCGCGUUGUGGUGACAUUAGCUUCCGGGUUAGAAGUCAUGUGUGACACCAAGACAGACGGCGGUGGAUGGAUCAUCUUUCAGAGAAGAAUCAACGGAAAAGUAGAUUUCUAUAGAGGCUGGAAGGAGUAUCGUGACGGCUUUGGAGAUUACAACAUUGGUGAAUUUUAUCUGGGAAAUGAAAAUAUUUUUAGCUUAACUUUUACUGGACAAUAUGAUUUAAGAAUUGAUUUAGAAUUUAACAACACCAAAUAUUUUGCGCAGUACGAAAACUUUAAAAUAUUGAGUGAGACAGAGAAAUAUAAACUACAGAUAGGAAAAUUUUCAGGAAAUGCUGGAGAUAGUUUAACAGUUCAUAACAACAUGUUCUUUAGUACUUUUGAUAGAGAUAACGAUGUAUACAGAGAGACAAACUGUGCAGAAAGUUGUUUAGGUGCCUGGUGGUAUACAAAUUGUAUUCGUUCUAAUCUAAAUGGUCAAUGGGGAAGUACAUUAUAUGGCAAGGGAAUGAACUGGGGUCAAUUAACUGGAUACAAUAACAGUGUUUCUUUUAGCGAGAUGAAAAUAAGAGAAAGAAAAUAAAACGAACAUUUUGAUCAACAGUCUAGCCCCAGAGAGUACAGGAGACGCCCCUCCCUCACCAAUUAAAAAAAAAUUAAAUUAAGAGACACUAAAAUGAAUUUUGUAAAAAAAACAUAUUAAAAAUAAAGCAGAUCUU